GAGUCUGAAAUUGCUUGCAAUCCAGUCGUUCAAAAAUCAAAUAGGAAGAGAAGCAAAAUCUAUCGUAUCAGAUGAUGGGUUUUGCAAUGGGAACCUCUUCUUCCCCUUUACAUUCUUCAACCUUCCACCCUCUUUUCCCUUCCUUUUCACCUUCUUCACCCCCUCUUUUCUUCUACUCUUCCCAAAGAAAACCCCAUGAUUUCAGUAAACGAACAAAAAUUUAUGCUGCUAUGCAAAAUCAUCACCCUAACGACGACGUCUCUUGCGGGAGAAGAGCGAUUCUCUUCGUGGGUAUUUCUGUUCUCCCCUUCUUGAAUCUCAAGUCAAAAGCUGUUGAAAAUCCUGAUCCUCAUGAACUGGAAGAUUCUGCAGAGGAACAAGAGCUUAAUCAAAUAGCAGAGGUACCACCAACUAAUGGAGAUGCAUCACCGAACCCAUUUCUUACUCUUUUGAAUGGGAUUGGAAUAGUUGCUUCAGGCGUGCUUGGUGCUUUCUAUGCGUUGUCUCAGAAGGAAAUGUCAGCCAACAAUGCAACAAUAGAAUCUAUGAAAGCUGAACUGGUUAAGAAGGAAGCUGCAAUUGUUUCAAUGCAGAAGAGCUUUGAGUUGAAAAUGCUGAACGAAAAGGAAGAAAGAAACGAGCAAAUUAGAAAGAUGAAUGAAGAAAAGCUAUCUUUAACGAGCCAAUUAAGCUCAGCAAACAGCACGGUAAACGGGUUAGGAAAAGAGCUCCAGAAAGAGAAGAAAUUCGUCCAAGAUCUCAAAAACCAGAUCGAUCGGCUCACGACUGACCUCAAAAAGGCUUUAGAUGAUAAAGAGGACCUUAAACUGCAGGUGAAAGAUAAACUCUUUUCCAUUGAAGUCCUGCAAGAAAGGAUAAACUUGCUUACGUCUGAUAUCAAAGAUAAAGACAACAAUCUUGCGAAUCUCAGUUCUGCCAUUGCUGUCAAAGAAUCCGAGUUCAAGAAACUGAGUUCGAUGUAUGAGCAAACACGGGUUGAAUUGGCUGAAUCGAAAUUGGAGAUCGAAGGGCUGAAACAAGAGAUCUUGAAACUUGAGAAAGAAUUAGAAUUGAAAAGUUCCAGUAUUGAUGAUCUGAAUGCGGAAAUCCGUUCUUUAGGUGAUGAAAAAGACGUUAUUGGUGAAGAACUGGACUCUGCUAGGAAGGAAUAUACCGAGUUAACGAUCUCUUUGGAACGGAAAACGGCUUCGGAUGCUAAGAUUUUGGAAGAAAAGGAAAAGAAACUCGAAGAACUUAAAGAAAAGCUCGAGUCUGCUUUAGUUGAAGUGGAUAAAAACGAAGGAUUAAUCGGUGAGUUGACCAAUGAAAGAAAUUAUUUGAGGGAGACCUUGGAUUUUGAGGUAGGUAAAGUCGGAAUUCUUGAAAACGAGCUUUUGGUUGUACGGAGAACCUUAGAAGAUGUGAGAAACGAGUCUUCGGAGCUUAAGAAAGAUCUAGAACUUUCCCAGAUUACAUGCAAGGAGCUUGAAGCAACGGUUUCUCGAGUUCAAGCCGAGUAUUCUGAAGCUAAAGAGGCAUUACAGAAAAACUUUGAGAGAUUAAAACGAACUGCUGAAAUGUUGGCUGAUGAACUCAGCUCAACUAAAGACAUUUCUGAAAAAACCAAGGAAGAAUUAAAACGGGUAUCGCUCGAACUUGCGGAAAGUUCAGAAAACCACGAUAAUCUGAGGAAAGAACUGGAUGAGGCAUAUUCGAAACUCGAAAGCGGGAAUCACGAGCUUAAAGAAGAGAAAAAGAAUGUCGUUUCUUUGACUAAAGAAGUCAACCGUUUGGAGGGUGAGAUCAAGAACGACAGAGAAUCAAGAAAGUCGAUGGAAACGGAUUUGGAAGAAGCGACAAAAGCACUUGAUGAGAUGAAUCAGAACACAGUGAUUCUAUCGAGGGAAUUGGAGAUCACAAAGACCAAGAUUUCGGGUCUUGAAGAUGAGAAAGAAGCAUUGUACAAAUCCCUUGAUGAUCAGAAACGGGCGAUUCAAGAAGCUCGAGAAAACAUGGAGGAUGCUCAUAGCGUAAUUGUGAAAUUGGGGGCGGAAAAGGAGAGUUUGGAGAAGAAAGGAAGCAAACUCGAGAAGGAAUUGGGGGCGGCUAAGGGCGAGAUUUUACGAUUAAGAAGCGAAAUUAGGGUUCCUUCUGAAACUGCAGAAAGUGCUAAGAAGAAUGGAAGUGCAGAGAGUAUUAAGAAGAAUGGAAGUGAAGAUGAGAAUGCAGCAGUUGCUGUGAAGAAAGUUGGCAGGAGGAAAAAGAUUGUAUCAAAACAGGAAGAAUCUUGAGGAUUGUUGGCUUUUUUUUGUUAUUAGUUGAAAGUUGAGGGGGGUAUUUGUAAUAUUUGAUUCUUGGGGUAAAUCAUAGAUGUAGCAUUUGUAACCUCUGCAUAAUUUUCAUUAAAGUGAAAAAUAAAAUAAAAAAUCGUUUGCGGAUC
Molecule: messenger RNA, 2440 nt
Organism: Cynara cardunculus var. scolymus (artichoke)
Lineage: Eukaryota; Viridiplantae; Streptophyta; Magnoliopsida; Asterales; Asteraceae
Product: MAR-binding filament-like protein 1-1
Exons: 4
Coding region: 72-2291 (739 amino acids)
Source: RefSeq, a predicted model, not a curated record